Messenger RNA from Exophiala bonariae, 846 nucleotides. RefSeq lists its product as uncharacterized. NCBI's taxonomy places the organism in Eukaryota, Fungi, Ascomycota, Eurotiomycetes, Chaetothyriales, Herpotrichiellaceae. Gene Ontology annotation, cellular component: cytosol; nucleus. The transcript has a single exon. The record is from RefSeq and is a predicted model, not a curated record. Bases 1 to 846 code for a protein of 281 amino acids.
AUGUCGAACAACAGCAGAAAUGAAGUCGUUCGUAUGCUCAUCCUCGAAACCGAUGAGCCACACCCGGACACGGUAGCUACGCGCGGGCGCUUUGGGGACAUCCUGGGCAAUUUGUUUGCGAAGGCAGGACGAGAACACAAUCCUCCGCUCGGAAUUGAGACGGAUAUGCAUUAUGUUGUUGAAGAUGGCUCGAAAGACGCUGGCCAUGUUCCUACCAUCGAAGAGAUUCCCAAGGGCACAACCGCGAUUUUGAUAACUGGGAGCAUGUACGAUGCACACGGGGACGACGAAUGGAUCCUCAAACUUGUCAAGCUGUUACGGGCUCUGUGGCACGAGAGACCACAGAUGCGAUUCAGUGGCAUUUGCUUUGGACAUCAACUCCUCUGCCGGAUGUUGGGUGGCACCGUCGAGCCUCACCCGGAAAAUGACUGGGAACUAGCACACACCAAAAUUGAACUGACUGAAAUUGGCCGACGAGUCUUCCGCACGGAAGAACCCAGUCUCCAUCUCCAUCAAAUGCAUCAAGACCAGGUGACCUCUGCGCCAUCAGCGCAAACAACAGACUUGCUGGACCUCAAGGACGAUGUUCAUAUCUGGGGUCGGACUGAGCAUACAUUCGUCCAAGGCGUCUAUCUCCGAGACAAACUGUUCACGAGCCAGGGACAUCUUGGAUUCGAUGAGAAAAUGGUCAAGAGGCAGGUCGACAUGCGAAAAGCAAAUGGAGUGAUAGAAGACUCUGAUUUCGCGGAGGAGAGGAAGGAAACUGCAGAACUGGAACACGAUGGUCUCAUUGUCGCUGCUGCAAUCCUGAGAUUCUUCCAUGGUGAAGACCAUGGGAUUUACUAA